Molecule: messenger RNA, 2058 nt
Organism: Fonsecaea pedrosoi CBS 271.37
Lineage: Eukaryota; Fungi; Ascomycota; Eurotiomycetes; Chaetothyriales; Herpotrichiellaceae
Exons: 8
Coding region: 1-2058 (685 amino acids)
Biological process (GO): DNA-templated transcription
Molecular function (GO): zinc ion binding; DNA binding; ATP binding
Source: RefSeq, a predicted model, not a curated record
AUGACUGCGGCACAGCAUAGGACCGCUUUUGCCAGCGAUAUCACCUUGGAGCGUGCCUCGCGAGCUUCUUUGGAGACAUACACGACUGCACCUUCUGACACUUUGAUCACGUCCACCACAGAAAUGGCACUGGGCCGGGAUGCCAUGGGAGCUCCUGAUGCGCCACCAGAAAUCCGUCCCUCUCAACAGCAAACCCCCAUAUCGACCUCAAGAAUCACUCCAAUGCCUGACCCGCACGUGUUCGGCAUCGUCGAUAAGUCGACAAACAGUUCACCUGGCUGGUCACGGAGCGAAGCCAUCAAAUCGCCGCGCUAUGACGAUGGGAGGGUCAGGGUUGAUGGUCAGGAGGAGCGUAGUAUUGACAAACAGGAGAGAAGCAGUAUCUAUUCUGCCGAAUCGUCAUACUACGAGUACCAUGGUCCGAGGUCCUUUCUGUCGAUAUGUUCAAAGCCGGGCAUCCAAUGGGUCACGGAUCGAUGCGGAUGCUCGGGAUUCCAGGAAUCUGCGAUUACCUUCACACGGGAAAUAAUGCGACCGCUCAAGAUGGAAAAGAGGAUGUCUCCCGUUCGUGCCCCCGAGCCGAGCGCAAAUGACGCCUGCGUGUAUGCGAGAUGUUUCUUCGAAGCAGCGCCGGCAGCCAGAUUCGGGGUUGUGCAGCAGUCGUGGUUUGAGUCGAGACUGCGUGCCCAUCUUAAUGGCCUCGAUACCAGCGAAGAUCCUGCCUGGUACGCAUUGAGGAAUAUCAUCUACGCCACGGGAUCACGCUUGCACCUUGCCAAAACUGCAACAUUCCAGGAGGCAUCUCAAACAUCGUGGGAAUUUUUCGAAAAUGCACUAUCCAUGCAUACGGAGAUCUUAUACUUUCGAAGCUCUCUCAUCGGCGUGCAGGCUCUUUCGCUCAUGGCUUAUUUUGUGGACGAGCUGGGCAGCCCAGCGCUGGAGUACAUGCUAUGCUCCAACGCUCUACGGCUAGCUUGCUCGAAGGGCCUACAUCGGCAGGCCGUGGCUUCUUGGGGGUUGACAGAUCAAGAAGCAUGCCAUCGAGACUGGAUAUUCUGGGCCAUAUAUUGCCUGGAAAAGAGUAUCGCCUCACGUUCAGGUCGGCCGUCUAUCACGGAUGACAACGAUAUCAGUUGCCCGAUCCCAGUCUGUGGGCCCAUUGGAAGCUCCGUGGACGUGGUGUAUUGUAACAUGCUCAUUCGCCUCUCUCAGCUAUCGUCACUGGUGAAUAAGCAGCUGUCCAGCGUUCAAGCUUUCCAACUGAAGCCUGGCGAGACGAUCAAAACUGUUGUUGCCUUGGAUCAACAGCUCAGAGCACUCAAAGACUCGAUGGCAUACGUUUUUCGUGUCGCUGCCCCAAUCAAUCCAGCUACAUUGCCGUCGAGUAUCAAGCUGAACCAGGCGCUCCACUUACAAUUCAUGUACUACAACCUGCUGUCCGAAAUUCACAAUGCUUUGACGUACCCCUGGUCUCAAACGAUGCUCAGGCCACAAGACAACUUCGAGGAUCGAAAGCAAGUCGAGGCCUCGCGCUCCAUUGUGGCCGAAGCUGCUCGUGCGCUAAUCCUAGCAACUAAAUGGGUCCAUCUGGAUGCCAAUUGUCCGAUACUGCUCGCUUUCUCAGCUCCUAUCCAGGCCGUCAUCGACCUCUUUAUUCAUAUCUUACAAGCUCCCGAGAGCCCGACUGUCCAAUCUGAUCUCUCAUUACUGGACAUCGGAGCAGGCCAUUUUGCCCGAGUGGAAUUUGCUACAAAUUCCGAAAUAUCCACGUCAUUUGUCAAGCAACUUGCCUCGUUUGCCCGUGUGGCCGUCAAGCAUGCAAAAGGUGCGGUCCAAAAUAGUGGUGGCCCAAGUGCUACUCGGGGCUCUGUAGGCGUUGAGAAUAUCUCAAAGGAGAUCGACAUGAUGUGCAAUCAGAAUCACCUACAACAUGGUGACAUGACUCAAGAGGCUCCUGAUUUCGAGCUCUCUGAUUUCCAGCCAGAAAGUCUUAGCAUGCUACUUCCGGGCCUUGACCUAGAUACGGAGACGAACGAUUUCUUUAAUUGGGAGCUAUAA